UCCUCAGUCCUCACUCGUCCGAUAGCAACAUAGAAGAUGAGGUCGCUGCCGCUGCCGCUGCCGCUGCUCGGAGCGGUCCUCAUCGUGGCCGCCACGCUGCCGGAGGGGGCGGCGGCCAAGUGGACGGCGGUGAACCCGAACGUGGUGGUGGUCCAGCAGGUGGGGCGGUUCGCGGUGAUCGUGUACGACCUGGCGCACAGCGCGGGCCUGACGUACGUGGGGGUGGCGCGCGGCGAGACGGAGGAGGCGGUGGGCGGCGGCACCAUCUACCGCCUGGUGGUGGCGGCGGCGAAGGCCGACGGGAGCAGGGCGCAGUACGAGUGCCUGGUGUGGGGCGUGCCGGGGUCCAGCCUCAGCACCUGGAAGCUCCGCAGGUUCAGGAAGAUCGCAAUAGCAUAGCCGACAGGGCAAGUAUCAACCGUACUGGUACUUUGUUGGUUCACAAGUAUGCUUUGCAAGUUUGUUUCUGUCGUCCUUUCUUUCGAGUGCCAGUGUAUUUUUUUUUAGAGGGAGUGCCAGCGUAAGUGGCCGUGCAAUAAGGUUUCUCCCCAGCAUAAUGUGAUUGCCAUA
This is a messenger RNA of Triticum urartu, 570 nucleotides long. RefSeq lists its product as uncharacterized. NCBI's taxonomy places the organism in Eukaryota, Viridiplantae, Streptophyta, Magnoliopsida, Poales, Poaceae. The record is from RefSeq and is a predicted model, not a curated record. Gene Ontology annotation, molecular function: cysteine-type endopeptidase inhibitor activity.